GACGAUCGUUUUAAAAAAAACUCAUCGACAUCUCCCAGUGUAUCCGUCGUCGUUUUCUUUUUUCCUCCAAAUCGGAGAAGAAAGACAGCGAAUCUCUCUGUAUGUCAUUUUAGGGCUUCGAAUUUUCGUUCCCAAUUCUUGGUUUUCUGAUUGCUCCGCUGCUCCUCAGUGAACGGUAGCUUGAGCAUGCGGCGCUCUUGAUCUCAUGGUCUGAUCUUGGCGAAUCGCAAUUCGACGGUGGUGAUGGCGUCGGCGCAAAACCAAUCGGCGAAUGUGGAUCUCUUCGAUGCUUAUUUCCGACGAGCCGAUUUGGACCGCGAUGGCCGGAUUAGUGGCAGCGAAGCCGUCGCUUUCUUCCAAGCCUCCGGUCUCCCCAAACCGGUCCUUGCGCAGAUAUGGGCAAUCGCAGACCAGAGGCAGACUAGUUUCCUUGGUCGGGCAGAGUUUUACAAUGCACUUAGACUUGUCACUGUGGCACAAAGUAAGCGAGAACUUACUCCAGAAAUUGUGAAGGCAGCAUUAUAUGGCCCAGCUGCAGCUAAAAUACCUGCACCUCAAAUAAAUCUCGCGGCCACGGCUGCACCUCAGUUCAAUUCUGCUCCAGCAGCACCUGCCACUCAGGGCGGUGCUGUUACUCCGACAUCCUCCCGACCACAGGUACAAUCUCAGUUCAAUCCUGCUGCACAAGCACCUGCAACUCAGGGUGGUGCUGUUACUCCAGCAUCCUCCCAAACCCUUGGGUUCAGAGGGCCGCAAGUACCUCCAAGUGUGAAUGUGAACCAACAAAAUUUCCUUUCUCAAGAUGCUAAGUCAACGAGGCCUCCAGUGCCUCCAUCUACUUCUGAUUCCCAACCACCACAGGGUGUUGCCACUCAAGGGUUCCCUAGGGGAGGUUCAGUGGUACACCCUCAUCCACCAAACUCGAGUAUGUCAAAUGAUUGGAUUGGUGGAAGGACUGGUGGAGCUCCGACGGGGAUACCCUCAACAUCAGGACCAACAGCUUCCCUACCACCUAGACCGCAGGCAGGUUUUGGGAUAAGACCAUCAGGACCACCAGCUAAGGAUUCCAAGUCAUUAAAUAUAUCUGGGAAUGGGUUUACUCCUGAUUCAUCUUUUGGAGAUGACGUGUUUUCUGCAACAGCAUCUCAACCAAAGCAAAAUCCUUCUGCACAUGCAUUUCCUCCUGGCAGUGUACCGGUCUCAUCAACCAUUGUACCAGCUGCUGGGACCCAAUCUUCAGCUAGCCCAACUACUGUUGGUUCUUUGCAAAGUUCACACAUGAUGCAACAGGUUGGUGGGCAACCUCAGCAGGCCCAGUCAUUUCCGAAGCCAAACCAACAGGUCUCUGCUCAGACUAGCCCAUCUGGAGUUUCACUUGGAGCUGGGAACUCUGCUUCUAGUCAGUCCCAUAUACAAUGGCCUAGGAUGACUCAAAAUGAUGCUCAGAAGUAUUCCAAUAUCUUUGUGAAAGUAGACACAGACAGAGAUGGGAAAAUCACUGGUGAACAAGCGCGCGACCUAUUUCUAAAAUGGGGACUACCAAGAGAGGUUUUGAAGCAGGUGUGGGACUUAUCCGAUCAGGAUAAUGAUAGCAUGCUUUCUCUCAGGGAGUUUUGUGCCGCACUAUAUUUGAUGGAGCGGUAUAGGGAGGGACGCCCUCUCCCAGCUGUGCUACCAAACAGUGUUAUGUUUGAUUUAUCUAAUAUUUUUCAACCCACAAAUCAUUACAACCAUGCUGGCAAUGUACCCUGGAGACCUGCAUCUGGCGUUCAACAACAGCAACCGAUACCUGGCCCUGGGGCUCGACACAUGGCACCCCCAGUUGGAGGAAGGCCACCGAAGCCAGUUGCUCCUUCUCAUGCUGAUGAAAGGCCACAGACCAAUCAGCAGAAACCAAGAGUACCAGAAUUAGAGAAACAUCUUUUAAAUCAACUGAGUAAAGAGGAGAUUAACUCCCUGGAAUUAAAGUUCAAAGAAGCAACUGAAGCUGAUAAAAAGGUAGAAGAACUGGAGAAAGAAAUUUUGGAUGCUAAAGAGAAAAUUGAAUAUUUCCGUGUCAAAAUGCAAGAACUUGUUUUGUACAAGAGCAGAUGUGAUAAUCGCCUUAAUGAGAUCACAGAAAGGGCAUCUGCUGAUAAACGUGAGGCCGAGUCCCUGGCCAAGAAAUAUGAGGAGAAAUACAAACAAACUGGAGAUGUAGCUUCCAAGCUGACUAUUGAAGAAGCCACAUUUCGUGAUUUACAGGAGAAGAAAAUGGAGCUAUACAGGGCAAUUGUCAAGAUGGAGCAAGGAGGUGAUGCAGAUGGCACCCUUCAGGAUCGGGUUGAUCGUAUCCAGUUGGAUCUUGAUGAGCUUGUAAAAACUCUCAAUGAGCGCUGCAAGAAGUAUGGAUUACGUGGAAAGCCUACAACAUUAACUGAGCUUCCUUUUGGCUGGCAACUGGGCAUCCAAGAAGGAGCUGCUGACUGGGAUGAAGAUUGGGAUAAAUUUGAAGAUGAAGGAUUCACUGUUGUCAAGGAGCUCACUCUUGAUGUGCCAAAUGUCUUGGCGCCUCCAAAACAGAAAUCAUCACCAGCUCAGAAAGAAAAAGCUCCCACAGUUGAGAGUCCAACAGCUGCUUCUUCACCUAAAGUUAAUGAAAAUUCAGAAAAGCCUCAGAGUGCAGAUGGAAGGGUAGUUGAAAAUGGAGCAGCAUAUGAUAAAAAUGAAAAUGAUUCAGCAAAAAGUGCUCCGAACAGUCCACUUGCUAGCAGUACUGUUGGAAGCCCAUCUAGAGAAUUUUCUGAUUCUAACUUUGGAAAGACUACAGGCGCAGAUGCCUCACCCCGUGAGAAGGAAUUUCAAAGUGAUCAUGGGGGUCCUGGGUCUGUGUUUGGUGACAAGAAUUUUGAUGAACCAGCGUGGGGAACAUUUGACACUAAUGAUGACGUUGACUCUGUGUGGGGUUUCAAUGCAGUUAGUACCACCAAGGAUAUUGAUCAGGAGAGUAAUAGAGAUCACUACUUUUCCGGGCCUGGGGAGUUCGGCCUCAACCCUAUCAGGACUGGGUCAUCAGCAGGUGGCUUUUCCCAGAAUAAUCGUCCCUUUACUUUUGACGAUUCCGUUCCUAGCACACCACUCUCGGUCUUCAAUUCAGGAUACUCUCCUCCAAGGUACAAGGAUAGUUCAGAACCCUCAUUUGACACCUUCUCCAGGUUUGAUUCGUUCAGAAGUACACAAGAUAGUGGAUUUUUCCCUCAACAAGAAACACUGGGAAGAUUUGAUUCUAUGCGCAGCAGUAGAGACUUUGAUCAGGGUCAUGGGUUUCCAACAUUGGAUGACAUCCCAGAUCCUUUUGGCUCUUCAGCGCCAUUUAGGACAUCACUGGACAGUCAAACUCCAAGAAGAGACUCGGACCCUUUUGGGUCUUCCGGGCCAUUUAGGACAUCAUGGGACAGUCAAACUCCAAGAAGAGACUCAGACCCUUUCGGGUCUUCAGCGCCAUUUAGGACAUCACUGGACAGUCAAACUCCGAGAAGAGACUCGGAUACUUUUGGGUCUUCUCCAUUUAGUACAUCACUGGAGAGUCAAACUCCAAGACGAGACUCAGACCCCUUUGGGUCUUCAGGGCCUUUUAAGUUGUCAAUGGAGAGUCAGACUCCAAGAAGAGACUCUGAUCAUUGGAGUGCAUUUUAGCUGGGUAGUAGUUCUGCUUCAUAUUUGUGUCUGCUAUUCGCCGUUCCAAGCCGUGUUAAUGCAGCUUACUGAUGAAGAUAUUGGGGGACUGACGAUUGUGUUUUAUGUUUUGAAAUCACUGAGCUUGUAUUGUAUCUUUUGUAUUUCAUAUUGUGUAUGCGUCUCUUUUUCUUGAUUCUUAUUCUUUAGCUUGUUGGAUGACAUGUAUCUUCUUUUCGGAAAUUUUCCUAGUCCUGUUGAAGCUAAGACCUAUAGGUUUUUUUCUUCUCUUUAUUACACAUUUGAUGAUUGUAUUAUUAAACUGAGUUGUGUCUUCCUCUUUGGCCUCUGCUGUAAUUUUUUGUUUGAUCUCAAAUAAAAGUUGUAUUUGCCGAUUCU
This is a messenger RNA of Prunus mume (Japanese apricot), 4053 nucleotides long. RefSeq lists its product as uncharacterized. The record is from RefSeq and is a predicted model, not a curated record. Gene Ontology annotation, molecular function: protein binding; calcium ion binding. Gene Ontology annotation, cellular component: nucleus; cytoplasm; plasma membrane. Lineage: Eukaryota; Viridiplantae; Streptophyta; Magnoliopsida; Rosales; Rosaceae. Gene Ontology annotation, biological process: endosomal transport; endocytosis.